AUGUGCAGCCAUGAGGAUAGCAGUGAGGAGGAUGGAGGGGAGGAAGGUGACGGAGAGUCAGGUGAAGGUGAAGCUGUGGAGAGUGAGGGGGAUGUCAUCCCUAGUGCAUGUGACCCCCAGCCCCUCCAAGAUAGCUACCCUGAGACAUAUCAAGUGGUGCUACCUUCUAGUGAUGGUGAGGAGGACCCGGCCAGUGGGGGUUUGCUGAGAGCCAUCAUACAGCAGGAGUCGCCUACCCGCUUGGAGGAUUUAGCAUUUGCCUGGCUCCCAUCCCUGCAGUGUGUCCGCCAUCGCUCCAAAGCUGUCACCCGUCACAACAGGGCCACUCAUUUUGAGCGGCAGAAGAUUUUGGCACUUACCGAAUACAUUGCACCCAAACCAGCUGUCAGUGAAAGCUGUGUGAAACCAAAGGUCCAAAAAGAUGACGGGGUCAAGGACAACUUACUGGAGAAGUUUCUGUGCUCUCAGCUGGAGAAUAUCAUCCAGGAGAAUAAGAUGUUGGCCGUGUUCCAGCGCAAUGCCAUUGGCGCUGACGAUUUUUUACACCUGAAACACAGACUCCACAAACAUGAGAUCUACAUUAAGGUUUUCCCUCUCCAGGUUAUCAGAAAGGUUCUAGACCAGUCCCACCUUCAGGAAUUGUUACCAUUGUUUUAUGGGCAGACAUUCCUGGUAGUGAGCCCACACACUCGAGUGAAGGAGAUGUUACAGGCCAUACGGGCCGCACCACAAAUACAAUUUCUUGGAGCCUGUGUCGAGAACAGACUACUGAGCAAACAAGGUCUUGUAAACUAUUCCAAACUGCCUAGCAAGGAAUUGGUGCAGGGCCAGCUCGCAGGAACGCUGACAAUGCUCACAGCCCAAACCGCCAAUCUCCUGACUCAUCAUUCUGCACAGUUAUGCGCCAUGCUAGAGCAACACGGAAAAGAAGAAGGUAAAGAAGCAAAGGAUAACUGAUAAAAACCCAGUACAUUGAUAGGACUCUAUAAUAAAAAAAAUUAAAAAAUAA
Molecule: messenger RNA, 1009 nt
Organism: Hyla sarda
Lineage: Eukaryota; Metazoa; Chordata; Amphibia; Anura; Hylidae
Gene: MRPL10
Product: mitochondrial ribosomal protein L10
Exons: 5
Coding region: 1-957 (318 amino acids)
Biological process (GO): translation
Cellular component (GO): mitochondrial large ribosomal subunit
Molecular function (GO): structural constituent of ribosome
Source: RefSeq, a predicted model, not a curated record